Messenger RNA from Punica granatum (pomegranate), 3054 nucleotides. The record is from RefSeq and is a predicted model, not a curated record. Lineage: Eukaryota; Viridiplantae; Streptophyta; Magnoliopsida; Myrtales; Lythraceae.
AAGCCCCGCAACAUUCUCGCUGUCCCUGCCCGUCCACGAAUCGCGAUGCCGCUCCCUCUCUCUCUCUCUCUCUCUCUCUCUCUCUCUCUCUCGCCUUGUCUGUCGCCAAAAUGGCGCUUCGAUCUCAGAUUCCUUCCCGUCGUAACUAACCAAUGGAACCCCACUUCCCCAAGCCUCGAUUCUACGGGCCUCCGAUGAAGAUGGCCAUCCCCCCGCCACCGCCGCCGUCUCAGCACUCCGACAAUGACCGGAGCAGCGGCGAGCUCCGUGCGCUCGACUGCAACCUCACCUCCCUCUGUGACCACAUCCAGAUGGAGGGCUUCCACUCCGGCGCCUUCUCCGACAUCGCCGUCCACGCCAUGGGCUCCACUUACCACCUCCACCGCCUGAUUCUCUCCCGCAGCUCGUACUUCAGGAACAUGCUUCAUGGUCCUUGGAAAGAAGCUAGUGCUCCCGUCUUGACAUUGAACAUUGAUGAUAAAAAUGUGAACCCUGAGGCAAUUGCAACAGCUUUAGCCUACUUGUAUGGCCAUCAUCCGAAGCUCAAUGAUAACAAUGCCUUUCGAGUUCUUGCUGCUGCUUCCUUUCUUGAUCUUCAGGACUUAUGUGCAAUAUGUACAGACUUCAUUAUAUCUGAACUAUGGACGUCAAACUUCCUGGCAUACCAGGUGUUUGCGGAGAGCCAAGACUAUGGCAUCCAUGGAGAGCGUGUAAGAAAUGCUUGUUGGGGUUACCUUUGUCAAAGUGGGGCCAUGGAGUUAAAAGAGAUGCUUCCAAAGCUUUCCUCUCAAACUUUACAUGCAUUGUUGACGUCGGAUGAACUAUGGGUACCUAGUGAGGAGAAGCGGUUCGAACUGGCUCUGUUCACACUUGUAGCCAAAGGUGCCUUGUCUGGGCAAGAGCUUUCUGAGCAGGAAAGUUCUGGUUCAGAUGGUGAGACUCCAACUCGCUCUGGCUCAUCUGAAGGAAAAGGGAAAAAGAUGAUUCGUGUCUGCUCAAGCAAUCAGUUGGAACCCGAUUUGGGGAAUUUGUGUUUAAGUGAUGACUCAGCUCAUUGCAGUUCUGCUGAUAAUCUUCUGGUCCAAUUAGGAAAUGGCGUUGUUGAUUUCCAAAGAGGGGCUUCUUAUUACAGAGAGCAGGUACAACAAGCUACUUAUGCUCAGCCUAAUUCGGACCCCAUAUACACCAAUGCUGAAGGAUCUUCAACUUUUAAGACCUUCCCCGAAAUGGAGGGCAGUAGACCUUCAGUUACUUAUACAGGGACGCAGAUGGGGGUAACAACAAGUGGAGCAGUGGAAAAUGGAAGUGGAUCAGCUAUGGAGGGACCAUCUGGGGACAGCUCAUUCUAUCGAUGGGAUAACAAUACCUGGCUUAGCAGAGAGCAAUCGAUUCAUUGUUCUUCAAUGAUGAAUUCUUCCUGCUAUGGGCUUAUGCCAAAUGAUUGGGGAAGAUGCAGCGUGCCAUCUCUCUCAUGGGGUGGUAGGGUGGUGGGAAGACGGCAAGUAAAAGAUUCCACUUCUGAGAACUGUGGAAUUGGUGCGGAGGAAUAUGAUACAUUUGUUGAUAUAUUUGAAGGCGGGUCUCUUUUAUAUUGCAACAUGUCUUUCGAGGCGCUCAUAACUGUGAGGAAUCAGCUUGAAGAGUUCGGUUUUCCUUGCAAAGCUGUCAAUGAUAGUCUUUGGUUACAGAUGCUUUUAAGCCAGAGGGUACAAGAAAUUGGUGCAGAUACAUGCAAGAAUUGCUGCCUCCUUAACAUGGCAUGCGCCUGCAGACAGCCGUUUGGGUUUGUCCAUGGCGUGUCCACUCCCACUAGUUACCACAUGCAGGAGCAAGACCAGAACAAUACUCCUGGAAACAUUGGUAAUGUUUAUGUGGCAGGGCCCGCUCAACAGGGUGAGGGCACUGGCUUAUUUAGGCCUGUGAGGGUUCAUGUCAGGGGCCAUGUUGAUGGGCUUGCGGGUAUUGGACGUGGAGCCACGUUUGUUCCAUCAGCUGCCUGGGCCCCAACUCGUUUUGUCUUCUCUCGUGUUCCCGGUGUGGGAAACCGAAAUUGCCAGCAAUCUCUUGCUAAUGAUGACUCAGAGGCAAGAGCUGAGCAGAAUGGGGAUUUGUCAGGAGAUGGGUUGACAGCUCUUGUUGGGCUCAGUCAAGGAGGAAACAGCAUUGCGAAUGGUCAUGGAGAUCAUAACAUCAGGGAAUAUGAGAUGGAGCUUCAGAGCAGAUUGACUGGGACUUCUGCAGUGGGCACUAGUUCAAGUAAUGGUCCUGUGCAGAUGCUUGAGCAAUCAGAUCAUGCUGCAGGAAUCGAGUGGGAAAAUGGCAAUAGUUCUUCUAUAUCCUUGGAUAUGAAGACCCCAUUGAGCCAUUUUCCUCCUUUCCGUUUUGGUGCGGAAUUCGAGGAUGUGCACAGGCUUCAUGAUGGUCAGGUUAAGCACUCUCCAGAAGUAUUUUAUGCCGGUUCUCUGUGGAAGGUCAGUGUUCAGGCUUUUAAUGAUGAAGAUCCCCAAGGAAGAAGAACUCUUGGGUUGUUUCUUCACCGGAGGAAAGCAGAAAUAACUGACUCUCUCAGAAAGGUUCAUAUGUAUGUAGACACCCGGGAAAAGGUCACCGCCCGAUAUCAGUUGAUAUGUCCAUCAAAGAGAGAGGUCAUGCUGUUCGGAAGCUUCAAGCAGAGGGGAACGCUUUUACCAAAAGCUCCAAAGGGAUGGGGCUGGAGGACCGCACUCCUAUUCGACGAGCUCCCCGAUCUCCUCCAGAAUGGAGCCCUGAGAGUUGCUGCUGUCGUGCAGCUCGUUUGAGAUCGCCAAAUGGUAGUGCCUCUCCCGCUCCAUGUAUAGCGCCGGUUUUUGUAUUGCCCCUAUAUAUAUAGUCUUUCCUCCAGAAGGAAUUUGCUUAUUCUGUGAGGAUGAUGAUAAUAAUGAUGUCUAUUCACAAAUGUCUCCAGCGUCUGCUUUUAAUGGUAAUUGUACAUGUAUGUUUUCUCGUAGACGCGUAAAGCUGUGAGAACGGUUCCGGUUUUCUAUUUUCUACAGUUAAAAACGUGUUGAAGUUGCA